UGAGGGAUGGUUUAACAGGCAUUUAGGAGAGGCGUCCUCCAUGGGGUCCUAGAAUUUUUUUAAGGUCCUUUGAUUGGAAGUGGCGCGGGGUGCUGAACACGGAAUGACUGAAAUAGGAAUAGAUAAAGUAUUCAGUAGAGUUAUUUAUUAAAUAAAUACACCUUACUAUUAUUAUUAUUAUUGUGUGUUUUUUAUUUUUUAUUUUUAUUUUAUUUGUAUAAUGUUAUCGCUUGGACAUGACCAUUGGUUCAUUAGGAAGGUGGUAUUUUGGCGGGCAGCAGCAAGUAUUGCAUGGUCAGUGUUGUUGUUACCAGCUUCCACUGCAAUAUUUGUACUUCUGAGCAGGAUCAGCGUCUUGCAUCCGAUAGAAUGGAUAACAGGUUCACUAAACUUUUUGUGUGGUUCCUACGUUAUUUUUUCUAUUGUACUUCUGUGCUUGGUGGUGCUGAUUAUUGGUUUCUUCAUUCUGGAGUUUUACACAGUGGUGCCUUCAAUACCUUGUACUCAGAUUGCACUAAUAGGAAAAGUGCUUCACCCCCAGCAGUUUAUUCACUCUCUGGUUCACUCUAUGAUGGGAAUGCUGGUAUCCUGGUGUGCAGCAGUGAUGAUAGGCGGGCGAUACCAGUUUCUUACCUCCCCUUGCAUUACUGAGGAAAGUGCUGUUGCUAGUUCUUUGUGCCUCAAUGAGUACCACCUCUUCUUUCUGUUGGCUGGCGCUUUCAUGGGUUAUAGCUACAGUCUUCUAUAUGUUGUUGGCAACAUGAACUAUGUGUCUUUUCCAAAUAUACAGCAAAAUAAGUACCUGCGUUUCAAGGGAACCCUGCCUCUGGUAAUUAAGCACAGUGCAGUUCAGGCAUUGUAUUCUGUUCGGAACUACUGCAUCACUUAUUUCUUCUUGGGUUAUAUCCCCAGAGCAUGGAUAUGUACAACAAUGAAUCUUCAAAAAGACAGGGCUCUUCACUCCCUGGACACCCUCACAGGCCUACUUGACACUUCUCUUCUGUACCACUUGUGGAUAAGUGGAACAUUUCUCUUAGUAACAUGGUACAUGACAUGGCUGCUGUUUAGAAUCUACACAACAGAGGUGUAUUGCUUUCCAGUGCAAUCCUCAUUUUCAGAGGAUGCACACCAGUGCCUUCCCAAAGUCUUAAGCAGCAAGCAACCCCUCAUUUUAAAGUAUUUAGCUUUACAGGAUUUUGCAUUGCUGUCUCAAAACUCUCCAUCCAGAAGGCAAGAAGUGUUUAGCUUGAGUCAACCCGGUGGCCAUCCUCACAACUGGUCAGCACUAUCAGGGGAAUGUUUAACUAUAUUGAAUGACCUUACCCAGAAGCUGAUUGCUUACCAAGAGGCUGUUUCGUCCAAUGGGAGAAUUAAGCCACAGUCUGUUGGCAGUGAUAAGAGACCUUCGUCUUCUGGCAGUUCGGCAACAUCUUUAAUAGAGGAACCUACGAGCUGGCAAACACCAAGAGUUAGCAUGGGUCCCAAAACCCCUGCUUCUGUGUUUCUCAGGUCCUCUGUGGCAUCCCCAUUCACUCCCGAUCUAGGAAGCCCUUUUGGUUCCCCUGCAAUGAAACGACUGACUGGAACACUGGACCCAUCUUCUCCUUGGCAUGGCUCAGUGCAAAGUCCUCAUGUUAUGAGAAGAGGACCCAAACUCUGGACCUCGUCUUCGGGUGCAGAGUCUCCCUUGAAUGGCAGCCCACAAUCAGGACCUGCUCUGGUGCCAAGCCCGGUUGCUGGGGCACAGAAGCCCAGCAUAGUCUCUCUGUGGAUUCAGAACCGUCAGGAACAGGUUAAAAAUGUCCUGGCUAAACGGGUGCUGAUAAUGUAUUUAUUUAAUAAGCUUCCAGAAGCCUCCAGCCAAGCACUUUUUGCUGAGAGUCAGGCACACAUUUGGGCACUUGAAGGUCUGUCCCAUUUGGUAGCAGCAUCCUAUACAGAAGACAGAUUUGGGGUUGUUCAGACUACACUUCCUGAUAUUCUUGGUACUAUGCUUACUUUACAGGAGGCAGUAGAUAAGCAUUUCAAGUUACCUCAUGCCUCCAGUAAACCAGCAAGAACUUCAGGCAGUCUGGUUGAUACUUCCUACAAAACCCUAAGGUUUGCUCUGAGGGCGUCUCUGAAAACUGCCAUCUACAGGAUAACUACCACCUUUGGAGAACAUUUAAAUGCUGUUCAAGUGUCGGCAGAGCAUCGAAAAAGACUCCAGCAGUUUUUGGAAUAUAAAGAAUGAAGACAUUCCCUUUCCCUGACUUUUUAUUAAUGCUGCAGCAACUGAUUUUCAAAACACCCGAGUUGUUGUUUUGAACUGUUUUUCACAUGUAUGCUCAAACGGCCUUGCCCGUCGAGGAAACGGGAACAUCAACGUUUUGAAUUGCCACGACAACUCUUUCCUGUGGUGAAUCUAAACGUGUAACCGCAGAAUAGCUGAGGAGUUCUCAGAUGUUCUGUAACUUUCCUUCGGUCCCCUUUUCCUUCCCUCUCCGCUAUACUGUAUUUGUAUUUGUGCUAUAAUGCAGCAUGCCCAAAUUUCUGGGGCAUGGAUUUCAUAUGGGUAUUUCUAAGGAUGUGCAAAAGUUCAUAAAGGUUUAUAUAAAGGUGACAUUGUCCUGGCACUUCCUUUUUUUGUGUGUAUGUAUAGUAAUGUAAAUCUUUCUAGCAAGUUUACAGUAAUGUAUUUUGAUUGUAACUAUACACAGUACAAGGGCAACAUUAUAUAAAUAUAUAUAUAUAUAUAUAUAUACACACACACACACUGUACAGUAUCAAUUGCAGCAUGCAAUACUAAAUCAGAAUGAUUUAUUUAAGUGCCAAUUACAAUAUGCUAUUUGUUGUUAUUUUCCAUAGUAAGAACUAAAGGACAAAAUGUAUGUCUUAGUUGAUAAAUAAUGUUAACAACGUAUUUCUAGUACAUAUUAUAUAAAUAGAAUCAACUGUUUAAGAGAAGGCAGUAAUCCAUCAUUUGGUGGGGUGGUGAUUAUUUUAUGUAACCAAAGGCAAAAUAGAAAGUGUGUGUUCUGCAGAAAAGCAGCCAAAGAUUCAAGUCCACCUUGUGACAUAGUUACUAGAAAUACCAUGUAUGGUAAAUUUGUUUUGGGUAUUCUUAUAGUAAAAAGAACAGUAUUAAAAAUCAGUGCAUUUAUAAAUUUUU
Messenger RNA from Acipenser ruthenus (sterlet), 3151 nucleotides. RefSeq names its product nucleoporin NDC1-like. The record is from RefSeq and is a predicted model, not a curated record. The transcript is spliced from 18 exons. Gene Ontology annotation, molecular function: protein-macromolecule adaptor activity. NCBI's taxonomy places the organism in Eukaryota, Metazoa, Chordata, Actinopteri, Acipenseriformes, Acipenseridae. Gene Ontology annotation, biological process: nuclear pore organization. The coding region runs from base 221 to 2233 and encodes 670 amino acids. Gene Ontology annotation, cellular component: nuclear pore transmembrane ring.